AUGGAGUACCGCUGGCGUCAUGGGAGCGCCUGCACCCGGGCAGCACUGCGCCGCGGCCCGCCCACCGCGUGCCCCCCCCCCCUGCCGGCGCGCUCCCCGCAGGUCAACGGCAGCGGCGCUGCCGCCACGUCGCCGUUUGCGGCCGGCACCGGCGGCGCGUCUUUGAAUGGCAGCACCAGCGACGCGCAGGAGGACAAUGCGGACGAGCACCGCACGCCUGUGCCGCACCGCUGCGACCCCGCCGUUUGCGUUCCAACCCCACCGCCGCCGCUGCUGUCGCCGCUGCCGCCGCUGCCGCCGCAGGUCUUCGAGGCGCUCGACGCCGCGCAGCCGACGCUGAUGCACUCCCUGUCGGUGCACGUGGCGCCCUCCACCCUCGAGUGGCAGGGCAUCGGCUGCAGCUACAUGACCCCCACUGGGCCUAAGGAGGUUUUGGCGGACGUUUGGGGCAUCGCGCAGCCCGGGGAGAUGCAGGCGCUGCUGGGGCCGUCGGGCGCCGGCAAGUCCACGUUCAUGGACAUACUGGCGAUGCGCAAGAGCAUCGGAAACCUGUCGGGGCGGCUGCUGGUCAACGGGGCGCGCUCGAGCAAGCGCUUUAUCAAGAAGACGGCAUAUGUGCCCCAGGAGGACAACUUUGUGCCGACGAUGACGACAUGGGAGGUCAUGAGCUUCUACGCAGAGAUCAUCCUGCCGGGCAAGUGGUCACCGCAGCGCCGGAAGGACCGCAUUCGGGAGGUCCUGUCGGAGGUCGGCCUCGCGCACGCCCACCGCACCAUCGUCGGCGGCAUGCUGCCCGGCGGCCUCAUGAUGCGCGGCCUGAGCGGCGGCGAGCGCAAGCGGCUGGCGAUCGCGACCGGCAUCCUGGCGGCGCCAUCUGUUCUCUUCCUGGACGAGCCGACCUCGGGCCUCGACUCGUUUGCGGCACUCACGGUCAUGGGCUACCUGAAGCGCAUGGUGCGUGAGCAGAGCCACGUCGUCAUCGCCUCCAUCCACCAGCCGCGCUCCGCGAUCUGGCUGAUGUUUGACGCCGUCACGCUGCUGGCCAGCGGCCGCCUCAUGUACCACGGGCCGAGGGAGGGCAUCACGCCCUGGUUUGGGUCCCUGGGGUACCACUACGACCCCAGCCUGCACGGCGUUCCCUCGGACUGGGCGCUGGACCUGGUGGCCAUUGGCUUUGCCAAGCCGGCGCGCUUCUACGGCCACACCAUCACCACGCGCGACGAGCUCCUGUCCGUGUCGUCCAACUUCAAGGCCCACUACCUCCAGGAGAACGGCCUGACCGGCGCCGAGAGCGGCGAGGGCAAGAAGGACCGGCUUGGAAACAUCAUCCACGUCCCCAGCGCCAGCAACACCGCCGCCCUCGCCUCCGGCGGCCAGUCCCCGAGCGGCGCGCGCGAGUCUGCCGCGGGCGCGGGCGGCAAUGCGCUGCUGGCGGAGGCCAAGGGCGGCGCCGCCGCCGACGCGACGUUUGCGUCGAGCGCCUGGAAGCAGUACAAGACGCUAUUCGGGCGCGAGCUGCUGGCCAUCACGCGCAACCCCUUCGACGUCGCCGGGCGCACGCUCACGUUUGCAUGGGUCGGCAUCGUGAUGGGGAUCCUCUACUACGGGAUGCCGUUCAACGCCGGCAGCGCGCGCAGCCGCCUGAACCUGGUGUACAUGCUGCUCUCCUUCUACUGCCUGAUGCCCUACAUCUCCAUGGGGCUGUACAGCGCUGACAAAAAAUUCUACCUCAGCGACGCCUCCAGCCAGCUGUACCGCCCCCUCGCCUACUACCUCGCCAAGAUCUCGGCGAUCACGCCGUUCCAGAUCGUGUCGGCCUGCGUGUUUGGCUUCACAGUGUACGGCAUGGGCGGGCUGCGGCCCGGGUACGAGGCGGUGCUCAAGAACGGCUUCAUCAACACCGUCAUGUACCUCAUCGCCACUCAGGUGCUGCACGCGUGCGCGGUGAUCGCGCCCAACCAGGACGUCGCGUUCAUGCUCUCCAUCCUCUGGACCACCAUCCAGCUGCUGCUCUCCGGCUUCUUCGUCAACUUCCCUGAGGUGCUGAACUACUGGAUCACCUACCUGCGGUACAUCAGCGCCACAUACUACAGCUUCGAGGCCGUGGCGAUGAACGAGUUCGGCGGCGUCUACCUGUCCUGUGCCAACGGCCUCAGCGAGACCGAGGUGGCCUUCCUGCUGGGCGCCUUCCCCAACGCGUCCAACCCCCAGCGCAACCAGCUGCGCCUGUUCUUCGCCAACCCGUCCCCGGACUGCGUGCUCGACACGAACAGCAUACUGACCUACUUCAACUUCCACCGGCCGUUCUGGAUGAGCGCGGUGAUUCUGCUGGCCUACCUCGGGAUCUGCCACCUGCUGACGUUCGCGGCCAUGCUCAUCGCCGCGCGCCGCGAGCGCCGCUGA
Molecule: messenger RNA, 2403 nt
Organism: Monoraphidium neglectum
Lineage: Eukaryota; Viridiplantae; Chlorophyta; Chlorophyceae; Sphaeropleales; Selenastraceae
Exons: 12
Coding region: 1-2403 (800 amino acids)
Cellular component (GO): membrane
Molecular function (GO): ABC-type transporter activity; ATP hydrolysis activity; ATP binding
Source: RefSeq, a predicted model, not a curated record